CUUUCAUCUCUCUUUCUUAUCUCAUCUCCCUCUCUAUUCUCUCCUCUCACCUUGCGCCGGCUGCCGCCCUCCCCUCACGCGCCUCUCUAGCUUGCCAAGCUGGCGGCGCUAGCUCGCGGCGAAGCUCGAGCGGUACAGGCUCGCGGCCGCUGCCUCGUGCCCCUCGCGCCGAGCCAACCUCCUGCGCUGCAUGCUGCCCAGAUUCGCACCGUUCCCACUCCUCGCGUGCAUGUGCCUUGCCGAUUGCACCUGCCCCUGCACUGCUUCUGCUCUGCUUGCGCGCUGUUGCGCCAUGAGCAGAGCAGCCUGGACCGUGCACGCGCCACCAUCGCACGUCCUACUCGUGCCACCGCACGCGCUCGUGAGGCCGCGCCACCGCCUCUGGCCCCAUCCAUAGGCGUGCGCGCCGCGUCGUUUGUCCCCCUCCGUGCGCCUGCGUCUCCUCCGCCGCGGGCCAGCACCGCUCGACCUCCGCUGCAGGCUAGCGUCGCCGGCCUAGCGAGUUGGAGAGGCGCGCGGGGGGAGGGUGGCGACGGCACAAGGUGAGAGGGAGAGGGAUAGGAUAGGAGAUAAGAGAGAAGGGGGAGGAGAGAAGAAAGAGAGAGGUGAUAUGAGAGCUGAUAGGUAGAUCCCACUGCGAUGUGAGGUUCAUAUCAAUAAAAUCACUAUGAUGGUCAAAUAUGACCAUUUUUAAGAGUUGAGUGGAUAUGGAUAUCUGAUUUUUAGAGUUAUAUUGUCAAAACUGGACGGGGUCGAUUGUUAGACGGCUAAAAAUAGACUUUACUUUUUAUUUAGCGACAGUACGGAGUAGGAAACAAGGGCAACUACUGGGCCGUUGUCGGUCCAAUAUCCAUAUCGGUCUGAAAGUUGCUGACGGCCCAUACUCACAUGUAAAAUCAACUCCAUUUCCAUCACCGGAAGAAAACGGGGGGAAAAAACUCCUCGCCGCGAAAUUGCCCGAUGCCGCCACCGCCGCCGCCUUCCCCAACCGCCGCCGCGCCCACCACGCCGGCGCCCCCAUCCAAACCACCCCUGUGCCCGCGCCAGAUCGCCGCGCUAGUCCUGAACCACCCGUCCUCCACGCUGACCGCCGCGUCGGCGCGGUCGCUCUCGGCGUCCCUCCUCGCCGCCGCGCCCGCACACUCGCUCCCGAUCCCGGCCCCCGUGGCCAACGCCGUCCUCAAGCUCCUGUGGCACCACGCUCCACGCGCCCUGCUCUUCUUCCACGCCCUGCUCCGCCUCCCGCCAGGCACGCGCGAGCUCUCCCCGUGCACUGCCGAUCUCGCGCUCGACCUCGCCGCGCGCCUGCGCCACCCGCGCCAGCUCACGAGCUCCGUCCUCGCGCUCUUCCCGCGCCACGGGCUCGCCUUCACCCCGCGCACGUUCCCGAUCCUGUUCGAGCGGUUUGCGGUGUCGCAGCGCCGCCCCGACCUCGCAGUCCGGCUCUUCCUCUCGCUCCACCGCUCCCACGGCGUCGCGCAGGACCUCCCGCUCUUCAACUCCCUCCUCGACGCCCUCGUGAAGUCGCGGCACGCCGGCAAGGCCGCCUCCCUCGUCCGUGCCCUCGAGCGGCGGUUCCCCCCUGACGCGGUCACGUACAACACCCUCGCCGACGGAUGGUGCCGCGUCAAGGACACCUCCCGUGCGCUCGACAUCCUGCGGCAGAUGGUUGAGUCCGGGAUUGCCCCAACGAAAGCCACAUAUAACAUUAUUCUCAAAGGCUUCUUCCGUUCUGGACAGUUGCAGCAUGCGUGGGACUUCUUCCUCCAGAUGAAGAACAGAUGCAUCACCGACGAGAACUGUAAGCCUGACGUCGUGUCAUACACUACCGUACUGCAUGGGUUGGGUGUAUCCGGGCAGCUGGACAAAGCUCGCAAAGUGUUUGACGAAAUGACUAAAGAAGGAUGCGUACCGUCAACAGCGACUUAUAAUGCUUUAAUUCAGGUAAUCUGUAAGAAGGGCAACGUGGAGGAUGCUGUGUCAGUCUUUGAUGAUAUGAUUGAAAAAGGUUAUGUUCCAAAUGUGGUUACCUACACCGUCUUGAUCCGAGGCCUGUGUCAUGCUAGGAAGAUUGAUCGAGCUAUGAAGCUUUUGGAGAGAAUGAAGAGCCAAGGUUGUGAGCCUAAUGUCCAGACAUAUAAUGUCCUUAUAAGGUAUUCAUUUGAGGAAGGGGAAAUCGAGAAGUCUUUGGGUUUGUUUGAGAGAAUGAGCAAGGGUAUGGAGUGCUUGCCCAACCAAGAUACAUACAAUAUUAUAAUAAGUGCAAUGUUUGUGCGUAAGAGGGCAGAGGACAUGGCAGUGGCUGCGAGGAUGGUGGUGGACAUGGUUGAUAGAGGCUACUUGCCUAGAAGGUUUAUGUUCAAUCGUGUACUGAAUGGAUUAAUGCUGACUGGGAAUCAAGAGCUUUCAAGGGAGCUCUUGAGGAUGCAGGAGAAAUAUGCACGCUUGCGACGAGAAAUAAGAUUGUAAUUGGCGUUUGGUUUCUUGAAUGCUAUAUGCCUUCAAUGUUUUCUUCAUUUUCCACCCUGGGUACAGGCUACUGAAGAUCAGAAUCAAGGUGCAACACUGGAGUACCCAGUCAACUAAUACUCCCUGCUGUCCUAUGAUCCAAAGAUUAUUGAUCUCUCUCAUUUGGAUCUGAGACUUCAUCGUGACUUUGAGGUUCUCUAAAUAGCUUCACAAAAGGUUUAAAGUGCCAAGGUUUAUUCGGUGCUUCGGUGGUGUGUAUGUAGCAAAUGAUGUAGCAAAUGGAUCGCCAGCCAUUCUGGAUUCUGAUGAUUAGUGUGGGUUACCUUGCUGACGAACAUCAAUAAGGUAGGAUCUCCAUAAAGGAUACUUGGACUUACUUUGAUGUUCUCCUCAUAGUUCUCUUUGAUGUUGAGAUUUGUCUUAUGCUAGUGCAAUGGUGGUUUCUGUAGCUA
Panicum virgatum (switchgrass) is the source of this 2921-nucleotide messenger RNA. Its product is annotated as pentatricopeptide repeat-containing protein At1g74900, mitochondrial-like. Gene Ontology annotation, molecular function: protein binding. The coding region runs from base 961 to 2469 and encodes 502 amino acids. NCBI's taxonomy places the organism in Eukaryota, Viridiplantae, Streptophyta, Magnoliopsida, Poales, Poaceae. The transcript is spliced from 3 exons. The record is from RefSeq and is a predicted model, not a curated record.